CCGUGAUAUAUAACCAGCGGACGUUCAAGAGUCGUGAAGAAAACUGUCUGUGAAGAAUACAUCAACGUUACCGCUGAAUGAAUAUUGAAACAAAAACUAAAUAAAACUCCAAUGGCAUCCUCACGUUUUACUAAAGAAAUGGGCGACUCAGAUCUUUUCCUAGGAACCCACGAGGUACAAGAAUGUAUUGAAGGCCAAACUGAGGCAGAUCUACACACACACGUGGCAAACUGUAAGAAAAAUCCUGGCCAUACAGGGUUUAUUCCUGUAAAAAAGUUUAGAAAAGAACAUCUUCCUCCCGGUUACCAGGACAGUGACAUCUAUGACGUCAUCAAUGCCUUUCGAUGCCUGACUGUACAGAUAUCCGUUAAGUUUACAAGUCUAAACAGACCAGAAUUUGAGUUCGAUACUGAAAAACCAUAUCCUUGCUACAAAUAUAGAGGCAAAAAGGAAUUAAGAAAUGGAACUGGGAAAAUAUGGCGUGUGUACCCAAAUCUGAAAGAAUUUUGUGGAGACGGAGUUUGUCCAUGUCCUGAAUGUAAAAAAUUGGCUGCACCACACAAAAAUUGUCAUCAGGUGUGGGUGGUGACAGCCAGACACGUGAUCUUUGACUCAACUGAGGCGAGACAGUCCAGCUGUAGGUUGUGGUUUGAUGAUGAUCAAAGUCCAGUGGUUAAGAUUUAUGGGUUAGAGGCGUGUGGGAUAUCGUACAGUAACCAAGACUUUAGUAAUUUUGUUUGUGUAACCCAUGACUUAGAUAUUGUGGAAAAACUGUUAAACUGUAUUAGAAGGUAUAAGGAAUUGUGGGGUAAAGUACAGAAGAAAUACGCGAGUAAAAAUGAGGUGGACAAGGUGGCCAUUGUAGUGUCACAUCCUCAUGGUUGUGCUAAGCAGGUCUCUGUAGGUCACUGGGUACACAGGAAGCCAGUAGGAGCGUACACGAGGUACACGUACACAACCUGUACGUGCCCAGGUAGCAGCGGGGCUCCAGUAUACAGACUGGGGUGGACUGACCAUCCCCACACUGGGGUCAACUCUAAAAACAUCAACUACAGCGCUUCGCAAAUGGACUACGAUUUUAGUUUUACAGGAGAAGAUCUGGACCAACUCAGAUUGAAUGAGUGUGACCCCACGGCCACGUUAGCUUUCUCCAACGAUACAAUACAAUCGAUUAUGAACUAAUAGCUGACAAUAAUAACAUGACUUUACUGCGGUUGUGUUUUGUAUUUGUCCAUCUGUAAUAGAAGGCAGGGCAAAAGUAAAAAAUAUUGCAUACAUAUCUAUUUAGAUUGUAGCAGUUUUGGAAAUGAAGAUCGGUGUAAAUAUAAUUUCAUCGUCAUUUUUUUUUGUCGGUGCCCCAGACACAUGGCGCAGUUGUAGAAAGCUCUUUCCGCUUUUGCCGGUUUCUGGCAAUUUUUUUCCAGCCCCCAAGAUAGUCCUGUAUAUGUCCGUUGUUUUCUGCUCUGUGUCUCCACGCUCGAUUGACACUACCUGUUUUCUAUGUUUUUUUCUUUGAGGCGUCUGAUUAAGCGCCAUUGUUGUACUUUCAUCUGGUUUUAUCCUUAAUACAUCGCCAAUCAUUUUUCGAUUACAUCUUAUUGGCUUAAAUAUCUGUUUUUAGUAGCCCACCUUUGGAGAAAGUGUUGGCCAACGAAUAACUUAUCUUUCGGAGACUCUUAGUUUGGAAGAAAUCCAGAAUUCAAUGCCAUACUGAAGAACGCUAAUGACAUUACUUUUGAAAAGUCUGAAUUUGGCCUUGAAUGUGAAUUUAUCAUUUUCCAUCUUUUUAGUUUGCCUGCAACAGUUUUUUUUUGGUUUAUUAAUUUUGGUUCCGUCAAUAUUUAAUUUGAGACUUCAUCCUUUUAGCAAAAGAAUUAAUUCUGUGAGUUUUUCGUGUAUGUCUUUAUGGUUACAAGAUAGGUGUGUUAAAUCAUGUGGCUAGUGGUUUGUCUCUAUCUGAUGCCUCGCUUUGUCCGUAGUUUGUGUCAUCAUCCAAUCAAUUACUAGGUUAAAAGCAGUAGGGGCAGAACAGUCUUGUUUGACACCUGUAGGAACUAUAAAUGGGCCAGUACUAUGGCAACCACAUAGAACUAUGCAUUGGAGCCCUUCAAAUAUGAUUUUGAUGGCAUGUAUGAUUUUUCUCUGAAAUACCUUGUAAGAUUUUCUUGAGGCUAUUUCUGCCUGAGCUAUCAAAAACGUUCACAUAAUCUAUGAAUAGUACAUAGAGGGACCAUUCCAUUCAGAUUUUUUCACUAGUAUUCGUCUCAAAGUAACUACCGGUCAUUGCAUGAUUAGCCUUUCAUAAAUCCAGCUUGUUAAUUCCUCAUUUUGUCUUCUGCAACUCUGCCUAGAAUGUUUAUCUAGAAUGUAUUACUGAUUAGUGGUAGUAGUUUGGUGCCUCACCAGUUUUCAAAUGUUCAUGUCUUUGUUGUUAGCAGUUUUUCUUUCUUUGGAGCCAUUUUUACUGUUAAAGACUUUUUUUGCAAAAAUUACAAAUGGUGUGUAUUCCUGCAUAUAUACUGAUUGUGCUUUUCUUGAUUUGAGUUUCAGUAUAGCUGCUUGCACAUCCAAUACUUGUAUGUGUCUAGUGUGUGUGUGGCCUAGUUAUAUGUGACUUGCUGGUGUGUCAAUAUGUUAAGAUGGUGGCGGUCUGUUAAUUCGCUUAGAAUUAGAAAUAUAGUAAACAUUUUAUCAACUGUUUGAUAAAAUGUCAUUGUUUUAUUGAAUUACCAGUCGUAAUUGAUGUAUCAAAGAAGUAAAAAAUCCAAACAUAUAUUUAUAACAGAAAGGCAGACCCCAAAUAUUAUAUUAUUCUUUUUUACAUCUUUGAUCUUACAUAAUGCAAAUAUUUGAAGAUCGUAUGUUGCUCCUAGAUAAACUGUAAUUAACCCUUCUAAAAUGCUAUUGUAAUAACUUGCACUUCUCGAGAGGCAUAUUUUGAUUCUAUAAUGAUUUUAUGAACAGAAGUUCAGUUCCAUUUCUAAAAUAAUUAAUAAUUUAUUAGUA
This is a messenger RNA of Physella acuta, 3006 nucleotides long. RefSeq lists its product as uncharacterized. Lineage: Eukaryota; Metazoa; Mollusca; Gastropoda; Physidae. The record is from RefSeq and is a predicted model, not a curated record.